AUGGCAAACCCUCCGCCCCUGUCUCAAGCCGUGGGCUAUGGCGUUGUGCUUGGCCUUGGAUUCCUCUUUGCCUUUGGUAUGAUAUUGACGACCUAUGUCCUGAAAAGGUACAAUUAUGAAGUACAAACCUCGGAAAUGUUCUCUACUGCUGGACGUACUGUCAAGUCAGGGCUCGUAGCCAGCGCGGUCGUCUCCAGCUGGACAUGGGCGGCUACUCUCCUUCAGUCUUCCGGUGUGGCAUACAGAUAUGGCGUAUCUGGACCUUUUUGGUAUGCUUCGGGAGCAACAGUCCAAAUAUUGCUGUUCGCAACCCUUGCGAUUGAGAUGAAAAGACGAGCACCGAAUGCUCACACUUUCCUGGAAGUCAUUCGUGCCAGGUAUGGCGUCUACGGCCAUUUGGUAUUCACUGUCUUUGGAUUAAUGACCAACAUUCUCGUCACCGCUAUGCUGCUAACAGGCGGCUCAGCCGUUGUGACUUCGCUGACUGGGAUGCCCACGGCCGCUGCUUGCUUCUUAUUACCUGUCGGUGUCGUUAUGUAUACGAUCGCUGGUGGCAUAAAAGCUACAUUUCUGACGGAUUACGUGCAUACACUCAUGAUCUUGAUCAUCAUCUUCAUAUUUGCUUUCACGGCGUACGCGAACAACGCAGAUCUCGGCAGCCCUGGAAAAGUCUAUGAUAUAUUGGUGCAAGUAGCGAAAGACCACCCAGUCGCAGGCAACGCACAGGGCAGCUACUUGACCAUGAGGUCCAAAGAGGGCGCUAUCUUCUUCGUCAUCAACAUUGUAGGAAAUUUUGGCACCGUCUUCCUUGACAAUGGCUACUGGAAUAAGGCAAUCUCGGCCAGUCCUGUCCAUGCCCUGCCAGGCUACGUCAUGGGAGGACUUAGCUGGUUUGCCAUUCCCUGGCUUGCUGCAACCACUAUGGGUUUAUCCUGUCUAGCUCUCGAGACCAGCCCUGUCUUUCCUACCUACCCAUCAAGGAUGGCUGACGCAGACGUCUCCGCCGGGCUCGUCCUACCAAACGCAGCAGUCGCACUACUGGGAAAGGGCGGUGCUGCGGCGACGCUUUUGCUGAUAUUCAUGGCUGUCACUUCCGCCAGCUCUGCUGAAUACAUUGCUGUGAGCUCUAUCUUCACGUACGAUAUUUAUCAAGCGUAUUACAAUCCCAAGGCAAGCGGCAAGAUGUUGAUAAACAUGGCCCACUCAUUUGUUGUGAUCUAUGCUGUCCUGCUCGCUGGGUUCUCGACUGGACUUUAUUACAUCGGUAUAUCUCUUGGUUACUUGUAUUUGCUGAUGGGCGUGAUCAUCUCCUCAGCGGUCCUACCAGCCACCCUUAGCCUCAUGUGGAAACAACAGAAUCUGGCUGCUGCCGCACUCUCACCGAUCCUCGGUCUGAUCUGUUCACUCAUUGCCUGGUUAGUGACAGCCAAAAGGGAGUCGGGUGACCUCAGUGUCAAAAGCACCGGCGCUAAUAAUCCCAUGCUUGCGGGUAACGUUGUCGCCCUUCUUUCUCCAAUGGUGUUCGUUCCAAUUCUCACCUAUACCUUCGGCCCCCAGAACUACGACUACAAAUCAAUGGCUGCCAUUCGCUUGGGUAACGACGAGGACAUCGCAUCCGCUGCUCACACUGAUCUUGAGCUGAUACCGGGUGGAGGGAACGCUUCAACCGAGCAGGCUGAGGCUGAAAGGCGACAUCUCGACCGUUCAGCAGUCAUCGCAAAGUCGCUUACCGCUUUUAUGACCGUCUCUUUGCUCGUAUUAUGGCCGAUGCCAAUGUAUGGAUCUAGCUACGUCUUUAGUAAAAAGUUCUUCACUGGGUGGGUCGUUGUAGGCAUCCUUUGGCUCUUCUGCUCGUUGUUCAUGGUCGGAUUGUUUCCCCUAUGGGAAGGCAGGCACAGCAUGGCGAAUACAUUCAAAGGUAUUGCAAAGGAUCUAAGUGGCAAAGGAGGCGGAGCGAAACUAAGAGGGCGAGUGCUGGAGGGUCGGGAGGGGAGCGCAAGUGGUUCUGAUGCAGGUGUUGAAAAACAGGCCGAGACAAUGGGAGAAAAGACAGAAAACAUGGGCUAUGUGUUUACUCUCUCUCUCUUCGUCACACCAGAGAGUUUCUUCCUCCGUCAGUCCUCCAGUGACAUGGGUGACAAAUUGCUUUCCCAACAAUCUUCUCGUAUUUUCAUCAAAAACCUCCCCUCAUCUUUAUCGCUCGACAAAUUUCAACAACAUUUCUCGCAAGAAGCUCCACUCACGGAUGCUAGGCUGAUCGCUGAUAGAAGGAUUGGCUAUGUCGGAUACAAAACCAAGGAAGAUGCCGCAAAGGCUGUUGAACACUUCAACCGAUCCUUCAUUGGCAUGGCGAGAUUGACGGUCGAGCUUGCCAGACCUGUCGAGUCAUAUGAGGGAAGGCCAGCCAAAAGAUGUAAAGUGGAACCCUCUGAAAAUCGAAGGUGGAAAUCAGGGAGGAAAGUGGACUACGAGUCCAAUGAUUUGGAGUCAGAUAUUACAAAGAGGUCUGUAGGGCAAGAAUCACUGGCUAUCAAUACCAAAUGGGGGGAAUUCUUAGAGGUUAUGCAACCACCCUCGAAAUCAAAGCUAUGGCGAAAUCAGGAGUCGAGUGAGAAAGCUGAAGGAGAUCCCUCUAUGCGGAAAACCGCAUUCUUUGAGGCGCCAUGUGAGGAAGAGUACGAGGCUUUGCCACAUACAAAGGUGGAAAAUCGAGAGGGGGACCGCACCACAAUCAAGAAACUACCCUGUCUAAUCCAAUUACCACACCACGACCUUGAUGUGUCUCGCGAUAACAGUCAUUCAUUAGAGAAAGCUGAAGAGGACGUAGUGGACCUUCUACCUGCCUCUUCCGAUGCCGAUUGGCUGCGGUCAAGAACAAGCAGACUACUUGGGCUUGUAGAUGACGAUGAUGCAAUGCCCGAGAUUUUGAGUGAAGAUGUUGAAUAUUUGGACAAAGGGAAAGUACGUCAAUCAACAAGAACUAAACCCCAUCUAAAGAGUGAAACAACUUCGGUAGAGAUUGGAGAGUCCCAAAUCCAAAGGGAGAUCCAUCCGCCAGAGCAGGUCGCAUCUCUCAUACCCGAGAGCCUGGCCGAGGGCAGACUUUUUGUACGGAAUCUUACCUACUCGGUCACUCAGGAUGAGCUCCAGACACAUUUUGAAAGGCUUGGCUAUGGAUCCCCCAGAGAGGACGAAGUUCGUAGUAGAUGCUUCCAUGUUCUGAGCGGGCUAUUAUACGCCUACAUUGGUUUGGUUCAUAUACCAAAAGAUUUAGACUCUGGUAACAAUAAGGGUUUUGCGUAUGUACAAUUCUCAAGCCCGGAAGCAGCGUUUCGUGCGCUACAGGUUCUUGACCAGCAGCCAUUCCAGGGCCGGUUACUCCACUUACUGCCAAGCGAGGCAAAGAGGCAAAGCGGGCUGGACGAAUUCGAAAUCUCAAAGCUACCGCUCAAGAAGCAGCAUCAGAUUAAGCGCAGAAGAGAAGCCGCUUCCUCCACAUUCAAUUGGAACUUCCUGUUCAUGAACCCUGACGCGGUCAUCUCUUCCGUCUCCGACAGACUUCAAACCCCGAAGUCUGAGGUGCUAGAUCCGACCUCAUCCAACGCUGCGGUGAAACAAGCACUCGCAGAGACGCAUGUCAUACAGGAAACCAAAUUAUACUUUACAUCACAGGGUAUCAAUCUGGACGCUUUCAAGAACACCCAACGAGGCAACAACGCAAUUCUAGUGAAAAAUUUUGCUUACGGCACAAAACCCGAGGAACUCACCAAGCUUUUCGAGACUUACGGGACUGUGACAAAAAUGCUGAUGCCCCCUUCUGGAACAAUUGCCAUUGUUGAAUUUGAUCACCCUGUUCACGCAAAUGAAGCUUUCAGCAACCUUGCUUACCGGAGAUUUAAGGAUUCUCUCCUUUUUUUGGAGAAAGCCCCAAAGGAUCUGUUCCGUGCCGUUGCACAAUCUUCCUCAACGAUAGAUGAUGUCAAAAAGGCAACAACAUCCGCAAAUGACCUCUUACAGUCGAACACACAGGAAGCUCUGGAGUCUUCAACUCUAUUUGUCAAAAAUCUCAGCUUCACAACUACUAACGAACGUCUACAUGAGGCCUUCGCCCCCCUCGAGGGCUUCAGAUCUGCCAAAGUCAAGACCAGAACAGACCCUAAAAAACCUGGGCAGUCUCUCAGUAUGGGCUUUGGUUUCCUAGAGUUUAGCUCUGUUCAAGAAGCGGAAGCAGCGAUGGCUGCAAUGAACGGCUAUAAGCUCGAUCAUCACGAAUUGUUUCUCCGGGGUUCACAUCGAGGAGUGGACGCUGGUCAAGAACGUCGAAAAUUGGACCAGGCCAAAAGAUUGGCCAAUCGCAAGACCAAAAUCAUCAUCAAAAACCUGCCUUUUGAAGCUUCAAAAGACGAUGUCCGCUCGCUAUUUGGAGCAUAUGGUCAACUUCGGUCAGUCCGCAUGCCAAAAAGACAUGACAACUCGACUCGAGGCUUUGCAUUUGCAGAUUACAUAACGGCCACAGAGGCCGAAGGUGCCAUGGAAGCUCUCCAGAACACCCAUAUACUAGGCAGAAGACUUGUACUCGAGUUUGUGGCGGAAGACUCUAGUGAUCCUGAAGCUGAGCUCCAAAGGAUGCAGCAGAAAGUCAGCAGAAAGAGCAAUCAAGUUGCGGUGCAGAAACUCAUUGCGGGAUCGGCCCGAAGAAGCAAGAAGAUGGUUUUGGAAGGGGUUGAAGGAGUCUCUGAUCCCUUGGUCAGUGCGUAG
Messenger RNA from Bacidia gigantensis, 4758 nucleotides. RefSeq lists its product as uncharacterized. The transcript is spliced from 9 exons. Gene Ontology annotation, cellular component: plasma membrane. The record is from RefSeq and is a predicted model, not a curated record. Gene Ontology annotation, biological process: putrescine transport; urea transmembrane transport; spermidine transport. Lineage: Eukaryota; Fungi; Ascomycota; Lecanoromycetes; Lecanorales; Ramalinaceae. Gene Ontology annotation, molecular function: RNA binding; putrescine transmembrane transporter activity; spermidine transmembrane transporter activity. The coding region runs from base 1 to 4758 and encodes 1585 amino acids.